This is a messenger RNA of Mya arenaria, 1862 nucleotides long. RefSeq names its product gastrula zinc finger protein XlCGF8.2DB-like. The transcript has 2 exons. NCBI's taxonomy places the organism in Eukaryota, Metazoa, Mollusca, Bivalvia, Myida, Myidae. The record is from RefSeq and is a predicted model, not a curated record. Gene Ontology annotation, biological process: regulation of transcription by RNA polymerase II. Gene Ontology annotation, cellular component: nucleus. Gene Ontology annotation, molecular function: DNA-binding transcription factor activity, RNA polymerase II-specific; RNA polymerase II cis-regulatory region sequence-specific DNA binding. Bases 270 to 1175 code for a protein of 301 amino acids.
GCGUUGGUAAUUUUCUAAUGAAAAUAAACUUUGAAAAUUGAAAUAAUUUAUUAGAUGAAUAUUCAGUUGCACCCAUCACUGCAUAUUGAAAGCUGUUUGGUGAUUUUCAACACGAAUAGCGUUAAUUAUAAAAGGUGACAUGAGAAGUAUUGGACAUGUAACGCUGGUUUUGAAAUGGUGGUUUACAGACUCAUUUGAAAUGGAGAAAUAUCAUACAUGUAUCUAUAAGUUAUUUCCUUUUGACUGUGAAUAUAAGAUAACUACUUAAAAUGUCACAGAAUGUGAAUUACGAAGUGAAGCAAUUCAGGUGCGGAAUAUGUUCAAUUGAUUUUAUGGAUAGCCAGCAUUUACUGAGCCACAUGAAAAUACAUACUGGGGAGAAAUCAUUCAUGUGUGCGAUAUGUGGUGCUGCUUUUCCUCAAAGAUGUAAUUUGAAAUACCACAUGCGAAAACACACAGGUGAAAAACCAUACAAGUGUGAGACCUGCUCUGUGGCUUUUGCACAUGGAACUGAUUUGCGUAAACACAUGAGAAUACACACAGGGGAAAAGCCAUACAAGUGUGUUUUAUGUAAUGUUGCUUUUACUCAAAAGUCGGCUUUAACAGGACACAUGAGAAUACACACUGGAGAGAAGCCACACAAGUGUGAGACAUGCGGCGCAGCUUUUUCAUAUAAAAGUCAUUUAGUGGGACACAUGAUAAUACACACUGGAGAGAAGCCAUACAAGUGUGAGAUAUGCGGCGCGGCUUUUACACGUAAAACUCAUGUAGCGGGACACAUGAGAUUACACACGGGAGAAAGACCGUACAAAUGUGAGACAUGUGACUCAGCUUUUACCCAUACAUUUCUUUUAAAGGCACACAUGAGAAUACACACAGGAGAGAAGCCAUACGAGUGUGAGAAAUGUGGUAAAGCUUUUAGCAUGAAAAAUUUGUUAAUGAAACACAUACGAGUACACACUGGAGAAAGACCGUUUAAGUGUGAAAUUUGUCAUAAAGAUUUUUCUCAAACUACUCAUUUACGGGUUCACAUGAGGCGCCACACGGGAGAGAAGCCAUACAAGUGUGAGGCAUGUGACGAAGCCUUUAUAAGGAAAGAUGUAUUAAAGAGACACAUGAAUCAACAUAUGGAAAAAGAGUCUGAAGGGAGUUUCAGUUUAACUGUUUGCGACUAAUACAUGUACAUUGUAUGAACAGUUUAUGGCAUUUAUUAUAGAAAAUAGAAAACAAAUAUUGCAUUAAUUAUCUUUUAAAUUGUUGAAAUUGAGGUAGGAGUUAUUUUACUUACUCAUAUUAUUGAACAGCAAACAGCACUCAUUGGAAAAGUUUAUUUGAAUAUAUAUAAUCAUAAAGAAUCGGUAUUUAAUAGCGUUACUCUUUUCGGUGGAAAACUUUUCCGAAAAGGCAUUUUUUGUCAUUUUAUGAAAUGAUUCGCCUUGGCCGAAGUAUUUUGCAAUAUUCCCAUCAUAUGCACUUACAUGUAGUUCAUGAACAGAAAUGUAUGUUGCAUACCCAAGCUAUUUAAGUAAAUAAUAAGGUUUCAAAAAUGUGUUCUUUUCAAUGUGUAGCACAAACAAAGUUCUCCAUAUGAAUUAGUAUAUUAUAUUAUGUUUCCCAUUAUUUAGUGUUAUAUUGUUACAUAAAUGUUUAAGUAGGUUUUAGAAUGCAAACAUAACUAUAGAUGUACCACUUAUUAAAAUAACUAUUCGGUUUUCUAAAACUUAUAUGAAUGAGAUGAAUAGUAGAGGUAUUUUAAUGAUUGUAACUGCUGUCAUUGUUAUGAUAAUGUUAGUUGUCAAUGCUGUUAUUGCUAUGAUAAUGUUUUUGUAAGAGCGCGGAAAUAAAUUUUACAGAAACAUGUA